This is a messenger RNA of Salvelinus fontinalis (brook trout), 7688 nucleotides long. Its product is annotated as septin-4-like. The record is from RefSeq and is a predicted model, not a curated record. Gene Ontology annotation, cellular component: microtubule cytoskeleton; septin complex; cell division site. The transcript is spliced from 14 exons. NCBI's taxonomy places the organism in Eukaryota, Metazoa, Chordata, Actinopteri, Salmoniformes, Salmonidae. Gene Ontology annotation, molecular function: molecular adaptor activity; GTPase activity; GTP binding. Bases 1 to 1128 code for a protein of 375 amino acids. Gene Ontology annotation, biological process: regulation of exocytosis; cytoskeleton-dependent cytokinesis.
AUGAACAAGUUCUCCAGCCUGGCUAUAGAUGAAAUGGGUAACUUGAGUAUGGAGAGUUUCCUCAGGGAGUUUCCCCAGGACAGUUACAACUGUUCCUCCCACCAGGGCACAGGAUCGAUCUCCGAAAACUUCUGUUACUCCUCCCCUCUCCCGGAACACUGCUAUCUGGCCACACCCACCAGCGGGACCUCUGACCGCCACCCACUAUCCAAGAGCCCCUGGGGCUGCCUAGACCCAUACACCUCUGAGGACCAGGACAGGGAGUAUGUAGGCUUUGCUACUCUGCCCAACCAGGUACACAGGAAGUCAGUGAAGAAGGGAUUUGAGUUCACUCUGAUGGUGGUAGGAGAGUCUGGUCUGGGUAAAUCUACACUAGUCAACAGUCUGUUCCUUACAGACCUCUACAAGGACAGGAAGGUGCUGAAUGCAGAGGAGAGGCUGGCUCAGACUGUGGGCAUCACUAAGAACACAGUGUGCAUCGAGGAGAAGGGAGUGAAGCUCAAACUCAAUGUAGUGGACACACAAGGCUAUGGAGAUGCCAUCAAUAAUACAGACAGCUAUAAGUGUGUGUCCGACUACAUUGACCAUCAGUUUGAGCAGUACCGCAGGGAUGAAUUCGGCCUGAACAGAAAGAACAUCCAGGAUAACAGAGUCCACUGCUGCCUCUACUUCAUCUCUCCCUUCGGACAUGGUCUGCGGCCAUUGGAUGUAGAGUUUAUGAGGGCUCUGCAGGACAAGGUCAACAUCAUCCCUGUUGUGGCCAAAUCUGAUAGUCUCACUUAUGAUGAGGUAAAGAAGAAGAAGAUCAGGAUCCUAAGUGAGAUAGAUAAGUACAGGUUAAAGAUCUACCAGUUACCAGACUGUGACUCUGAUGAGGACGAGGAGUUCAGGAGGCAGGACAUGGAGCUCAAGAGGAGCGUUCCGUUUGCAGUGAUUGGCAGUAACAUGGUGGUGGAUGUUAAUGGUCGGCGGAUCCGCGCCCGUCUCUACCCCUGGGGAGUGGUGGAAGUGGAGAACCCAUAUCACAGUGACUUUGUCCACCUGAGGAACAUGUUGGUGAGGACUCAUAUGCAGGACCUGAAGGACAUGACCCAUGACACACACUACGAGAGUUACAGAGCACAGUAGCUGUGCAAGAGCCAACGCACUGAUGUGGAUUAUGACUUCUGACACACUACAAUCUAAUCCGGGAGGCCUUUGGUGUAAAACAAAAGAAACAAAACACUGCUUUCACUAUUACUGGAAUAAAGUCACAAGCUAAAUGUAGAAUUGGUUUCCCUUUUUGAUACUGUGUGUACAGUAUGCUGUGUCAGUUUAGUUUGUUUUCAAUCUUUCUCAUUCUAUUGUGCUAGAUGACAAGACAAAAUGCUUUUGACUUCAGUGAGGAAUGCAUACACUACUGGUCAAAAGUUUUAGAACACCUACUCAUUCAAGGGUUUUUCUUUAUUUUGACAUUUUUAUUUUUACAUUCUACAUUGUAGAAUAAUAGUGAAGACAUCAAAACUAUGAAAUAACACAUGUAAUCAUGUCAUAACCAAAUCAAAAAAAUAUUUUAGAAUUAAGAUUAUUCAAAGUAGCAACCCUUUGCCUUGAUGACAGCUUUGUACACUCUUACAUUUACGUCAUUUAGCAGACGCUCUUAUCCAGAGCGACUUACAGUAGAGUGCAUACAUUUUAUUACAUUUUACAUACUGAGACAAGGAUAUCCCUACCGGCCAAACCCUCCCUAACCCGGACGACGCUAUGCCAAUUGUGUGUCGACCCACGGACCUCCCGGCUGCGACAGAGCCUGGGCGCGAACCCAGCCCAGCCUGGGCGCAAACCCAGAGACUCUGGUGGCGCAGCUAGCACUGCGAUGCAGUACCCUAGACCACUGCGCCACCCGGGAGGCCAGUGGCACUCUUGGCAUUCUCUCAACCAGCUUCAUAAGGUAGUCACCUGGAAUGCAUUUCAAAUAACAGGUGUGCCUUGUUAAAUGUUCAUUUGGGGUAUUUCUUUUCUUAAUGCGUUUGAGCCAGUCAGUUGUGUUGUGACAAGGUAGGGUGGUAUACAGAAGAUAGCCCUAUUUGGCAAAAGACCAAGUCCAUAUUAUGGCAAAACAGCUCGAAUAAGCAAAGAGAAACGACAGUCCAUUACUUUAAGACAUGAAAGAUCAAGUUAAUACGAAAUAAGCUGAUUGCAUGUUAUUAUGAGAGAGAGCCUUUAUUAUGCUGAAAUGUUAGCAUAGGGUACUUGGCCGGCUUGACUUCAUCUCAUGCACAGCAUGACAUUAUGGCCAGUUUUAUUUUUCUCCACAAUUUGAGGCAUUGGGAGAUAUUCGUGUCAUUGUGCAAUAUACUGUAGAUGGUGUUGUCAGUAUUUUACCUACAUUGCAAAGAAAUUUGAGUUCUCUAAGGCAGACAGAAAAAACUAUCGGACCUCCUUGACAUAACGUUAUUCCGUCUUGAUCAACUGGGCAGACAUGGGACAUUUCAUGGAUACAAACUAAUGCAUCUUAAAUGCAUCCGAACAGGUUAUGUGGUGACCCAAAACAAAGUCAGACAUUUACUUCUAAACCCCUAUGGACUGCAUUUGGGCAGAAGUCUCUUGGAAGGAGACUAGCUCCUACCUUUGCAACUAAGAGGACAUAGAGGAAGAGUUUAGGUAACUGUCCCUUUUGUCUUGUAAUUUCAUAUUUGGAAGUUGCGUUGAAACAAUUAACUAGCAUAUAUUCUCUAGCACAACCAACUAGUUAACAAACUAUAUCUGAAUGAUGCACUGAAAUGAGAUACUCUCGAGAUGAUCACUAUGGUAGCUAGCUAUGGCUAUUCUCAAGAACAAGCAAGCCCCUAUCUGGAAAGCAUGUCCGACUGACUGAUCGAGCAUAUUCAAUUAACCUUUAGUCAUAAUUUUUUGAUGUUCCCAGAUUUACUUUAGUUGCAGUAUAAUGUUAAGAUUGGGGGGAGACCAACGCGGAUUUUAACUAGCGACCGUUAGCAUUGCUAGCUAUGUUUUUGACAAACUUUGUUAGCUAAUGACAGCUUGCCAUCCUUUCAACAUGAUAAUGAUGGCAAAGUUGUUUCCUACUAAAGAUCUGCCUACUUUAGCAAUGUCAUAUUUCCAGACCAUUUAGACAAAAGUCGUUGGCCUCUAUCUAUCACAACUUUUUGGCACCACCAUGGAGCUGCUGGCAGAGGGCGGUUUAAGAACGUUCAUAACAAUGGUGGAGUUUGUUAUGCAUGGCCCGGUGCCCCAGGUCAGCAGAGUUUGCUUAUUUUAGACCAUUCCAUGAGUCCUUAAGUGAAAUGUCCCCUUAACCGGGACACCGGGCCAUGCAAAAACGAACUCCACCAAUGUAAUGACGUGACAGCGGUGCAACCUAUGAAUAAAUCAAAUCGAAUUUUAUUGGUCACAUGCCUAAUACCUAAUACACACAAAUCUAAGUAAAGGGAUGGAAUAAGAAUAUGUACAUAGAAAUAUAUGGAUGAGCGAUGACUGAGCAGCGUAGGCAAGAUGGUAUAGAAUACAGUAUAUACAUAUGAGAUGAGUAAUGCAAGAUAUGUAAACAUUAUUAAAGUGACUAGUGAUUCAUUUAUUGAAGUGGCCAAUGAUUUUGAGUCUAUGUAGGCAGCAACCUUUGUGUCAGUGAUGGCUGUUUACCAGUCUGAUGGCCUUGAGAUAGAAGCUGUUUUUCAGUCUCUCAGGCCCAGCUUUGAUGCACCUGUACUGACCUCGCCUUCUGGAUGGUAGCAGGAUGAACAGGCAGUGGCUAGGGUGGUUGUUGUCCUUGAUGAUUUUUUGGCCUUCCAGUGACAGCAGGUGGUGUAGGUGUCCUGGAGAGCAGGUAGUUUGUCCCCGGUGAUGCGUUGUGCAGACCGCACCACCCUCUGGAGAGCCUUGCGGUUGUGGGCGGUGCAGUUUCCGUACCAGGCGGUGAUACAGCCCGACAGGAUGUUCUCAAUUCUGCAUCUGUAAAAGUUUGAGGGUUUUGGGUGACAAGACAAAUUUCUUCAGCCUCCUAGCUGAGCAUGCAAACGUGUGGGGCCCCAGUGUUGAGGAUCAGCAAAGUGGAGAUGUUGUUUCCUACCUUCACCACCUGGGGGUGGCCCGUCAAAGUCCAGGACCCAGUUGAACAGGGCGGGGUUGAGAGGGCCUCAAGCUUAAUGAUGAGCUUGGAGGGUACUAUGGUGUUGAAUGCUGAGCUAUAGUCAAUGAACAGCAUUCUUACGUUGGUAUUCCUCUUGUCCAGAUGGGAUAGGUCAGUGUAAUGGCGAUUGCAUUGUCUGUGGACCUAUUGGGGCAGUAUGCAAAUUGAAGUGGGUCUAGGGUGGCAGGUAAAGUGGAGGUGAUAUGAUCCUUGACUAGUCUCUCAAAGCACUUCAUGAUGACAAGUGAGUGCUAUGGGGCGAUAGUCAUUUAGUUCAGUUAUCUUUGCCUUUUUGGGUACAGGAACAAUGGUGGCCAUCUUGAAGCAUGUAUGGACAGCAGACUGAGAUAGGGAGCGAUUUAAUAUGUCCGUAAACACACCAGCCAGCUGGUCUGAGCAUUCUCUGAGAACGCGGCUAGGGAUGCCGUCUGGGCCGGCAGUCUUGCGAGGGAUAACACGUUAAAAUGUUAAAAUGUCUUACUCACAUCUGCCACGGAGAAGGAGAGGGGUGCCCCGCAGUCCUUGGUAGUGGGCCGCGUUGGUGGCACUGUAUUAUCCUCAGAGGGCAAAGAAGGUGUUUAGUUUGACUGGAAGCAAGACGUCGGUGUUCGUGACGUGGUUGGUUUUCUUUUUGUAGUCCGUAAUUGCCUGUAGACCCUGCCACAUACGUCUCGUCUCUGAGCCGUUGAAUUGCGACUCCACUGUGUCCCUAUACCGACAUUUAGCUUGUUUGAUUGCCUUGCGGAGGGAAUAACUACACUGUUUAUAUUAGGCUAUAUUCCCAGUCAUCUUUCUGUAGUUAAAUGCAGUGUUUUGCUCUUUCUGUUUUGCGCGAAUGCUGCCAUCUAUCCACAGUUUCUGGUUAGGGUAGGUUUUAAUAGUUUUAAUAAUACAACAUCUCCAAUGCACUUCCUUAUAAACUCACUCACCAAAUCAGCGUAUAAAUCAAUGUUAUUCUCUGAGGCUGCCAGGAACAUUUCCCAGUCCGCGUGAUCAAAACAAUCAUGAAGCAUGGAUUCCGAUUGGUCAGACCUGCGUUGGAUAGUUCUAGUCACGGGUACUUCCUGUUUGAGUUUCUGCCUAUAUAGAACGGUAGGAGCAAAAUGGAGUUGUGGUCGGAUUUGCCGAAGGGAGUGCGGGGGAGGGCCUUGUAUGCAUCGCGUAAGUUAGAGUAUCAGUGAUCCAGUGUAUUGCCCGCACGAGUGCUACAAUCAAUAUGCUGAUAGAAUUUAGGUGUCCUUGUUCUCAAAUUUACUUUGUUAAAAUCCCCAGCUACAAUAAAUGCAGCCUCGGGAUAUAUGGUUUCCAGUUUGCGUAGAGUCCAGUGAAGUUCCUUGAGGGCCGCUGUGGUAUCGGCUUGAGGAGGGAUAUACACGGCUGUGAUAAUGACUGACGAGAAUUAUCUUGGGGGAUUAUGUGGUCAGCAUUUGAUAUGUAAGGAAUUCUAGGUCAGGUGAACACAAGGACUUGGGUUCCUGUAUGUUACGAUUACACCAUGAGUCGUUAAUCAUGACGCAUACACCCCCGCUCUCCUCCUUCCCAGAGAGAUGUUUAUUUCUGUCGGCGCGACGCAUAAAGAAUGGCUGUACCGACUAAUUUUGUCUACCUUGUUAUCUAGAUACUGCACAUUGGCGAGUAAUAUACUCGGAAGAGGUGGUUGGUGUUGCAUGCCUUCGAAGUCUGACCAGGAGGCCGCUACGUCUACCUCUUCUGCGGCGACGUUGUUUUAGGUUGGCCUCUGGAAUCAGAUCCAAAGUCCUGAUUGUUGGUGGUGCGAACAAAGGAUCCGCUUCGGGAAAGUCGUAUUCCUGGUCGUGAUGUUGAUAAGUUGACGGCACUCUGAUAUCCAAUAGUUCUUCCUGACUGUAUGUAAUAACACUUAAUUUUCUGGGCUAACAAUGUAAGAAAUAAUACAUUAAAAAAAUGAAAUACUGCAUAGUUUCCUAAGGAAUAGAAGCGAGGCGACCAUCUCUGUCAGUGCCAUCAAUCCAGACUAAUAAUUUGAAAAAGAUAAGAUCAUAAUGAAUACUAGUAUUAUAUGGACAGAGUAGACCUGAUCCUAGAUCAGCACUCCUACUCUAAUGGCGAAUUCUGUCUCCCUCAUCCUUUCUGUAACUUCAGAUUGACCCUCUGGUCUAUGAUUAGUAGAUGUGAGUGGACAUACAGAUCUGGGACUUACCUAGCAACAGUAGCUCUUAACUAUUGGCAAGGAUUUAUUAGAUAUCCAAUCACCAUGAGAGAUGCUUUAUCCUUUUCAACACUUCUUUUGCAGGAGAGGUGAGCCCCUUGGUGCAUUCUGCUGAACAUCGCUGAGGCCAGGAAGAACUCCGAAGUAGGAGCCAUGUUCAUCUCCAUGCAACGCUCUACUGACCGAGGUGCCACGUGGUCUCCCAUCUACUUCAUGGUGGCCUCAGCUGGCUUUGGCUUCCAGGAGAUUAUGAGAAGGGAGUGGGACACCUGACCAAUGCCAUUGAAGUGUGUAGUUAACUUCAGCAGCUCCUCUAGGUGCUCCAGCAGACCACCUGUCUUUUUAGAUCUGCCCACUAUCAGCCAGAAACCACAAACGUUCCUUCCUACCACAAGCAUCCUGCAGUACUCAACUCCAACUACUGAGCCUCCACUCCAACCAACUGUGUUUCAUUACCUGAAAAUGUUGAAAUACCCUCCUGUUGUGAUUCAGAGCAUAUUACUUAACUCCUCUCCUUGCAUGUCAUGCCCUCUGCCUUUUUAUAACCUGUAGUCCACCGGUGUUUGUGGUUGAUCACCUCUUAGGGGAGCAGGAUCUCACAGGCCAUCCCGUUGCACCGCAGCUCAGAUUAAUAGAACUCCCUCAUUGUGAAAGGGCAGUGUUUCCCUACUCCGUUCCUCAACAGUACACAUUUUGUUGUAGCCCUGGAAAAAACACACCUUAUUCAACUCAAGGGCUUGAUGAUUAGUUGACAAGUUGAGUCAGGUGUGCUUGUCUGGGGCUACAAUAAAAAUGUGUACUGUUGGGGGUACUUGAGGACUGGAGUUGUGAAACACUGCGCUAGGGCAAUAAUGCGGAUACGGCAGUGACGUAGGAAUGCCGGAUGUCCCAACUCCGCCCGAUCCUCAAUGCCAAACUGACGUUUUUUUAACGUGCAGACGUAUAAGCCGGUACAUUGUGGGAGGCAACCCGUCUGAGACUACCAGCCGGCUAUGUAUUAUUGAUUGAUGACUGUUGGAACUGGCUAACAAACAGGAAGUGCCAGUUGUUUUAAUCUUGUAACUUAAAAAUACACUUUUUAUAAAGUGUUGCCUGGUCCAUUGUAAUGCUCAGAACUCAUGAGCCAAUUCAAUGGGUGGCUUGACACGAACCAGUCUUCCUAUGGUUCCCCCUCAGUAAAAAGGAACUGCUGUAGUCUGGUAGUUGGGCCAUGUUAGGUAACUCUAUAGGCGGUAGGUGUUACAUAGUCAUAUGGCCAAUGUAUUCUGUAAAUAUAAUUACAAUACAGACAUGUACAUGCUCUUUAGUGAAGUUCUGUCCACUUUGUUGGAAACCUACAUUGAACAAAAAUAUAAAAGGAACAUGUAAAGUGUU